Molecule: messenger RNA, 2180 nt
Organism: Rhodamnia argentea
Lineage: Eukaryota; Viridiplantae; Streptophyta; Magnoliopsida; Myrtales; Myrtaceae
Exons: 6
Coding region: 331-1782 (483 amino acids)
Source: RefSeq, a predicted model, not a curated record
UGGCUAUACCGUCACCGGCGAUCGCGUGUUCGGUCGUUUCAUUUCGUCGGCGAUCGCCGAACCCUUGUGGAAUGACUUUGAGAAUGGAUUGCGUCAUCUUGAAGUGUUAUUGGCCGCGAAUGAGGUGAUUGCGUCGGAUUUUUUCGUUGUUUUGGCGGAGUUUAGGAUCGGUCUCACGAGUCGCGCUUGUUCAGAAAGGUUUUGAUGUGUAUUCCCAGCGUCGCUGGUUGACACGCAUACUCGUGGAUAGAAGGAAGGAAGGAAGGUUUUGCAGCAGCGGGUACGAAAGCUCGCAUGAUGCUGUUUCCUCAUUAGACUUGGAGAACCAAAAUGGAUAAGAGUUUUUGGGUGGCCAAAGGUGCUGAAAGAGAUCCAACAUUUGAUAAUCCCUCCAGGAUUGAAACAAAACGGGCUCAUCGAUGGUUAGCGGAUUCUGGUGAGGCGGAGUUUUUCUCUAGCAAGAAGCAUGCAGUACAAUCUCCAAGUGCCCAGUCAAUUUCCAGAAUUUCACAUUCUGACAUUCCUGCAUGGGAGAGUCUAGCCAGUUUUCAGCCGACAUCCAACCAAUUUGUUGACAGGUUGUUUGGAUCUGAAACUAUAAGGCCUGUUGACUUCGCCGAAAGGAGUAUUUCUCUUGUAGAAAUAGGUGGUGCAAAUUUGAGUGAAAAGGAUUCGGACGAGCAGUUCGACGAUGACAUAUCUGUAGGUUUGUCCAUAUCUCAAUCCACCGAGGACCCAGAGAUGUGUCUCAGCUACAUCGGAAUUAGAAAAGUUAAGGUCAAUCAGGUUAAGGAUUCUGAAACUGGAAUCCACGGCUUGAAGAUUAAUAGCUUUGACAGGGAAAAUCAUAUUGAUAUGCAUAGUGGUCUGGCUUAUGACAGGCGAAACGAGAUGGCCAUUAUACCAAUGGGACAGACCUACAAUAAGGACAUCAAGAAUGUCGAUUUAAUGAGGCACACAUGUGAGGAAUAUGCUCAAAUCAGAUCAAGGGACUCUACAUACCAUAAGGGAGAUCCUACUGUUGUAUCCAUAACUGAUGCAUAUAAGGAGGAAAGCGGCAUUAUCUCCUUUGAUGAUUUUAACUGUCAACGGGACAUCAUUCCUCUAGGAAGAUCAGUUGGUGGCUUAGAUGAGUCAGACAGUCGGUCUUUACUUCAAAUAUCAAAAGCAGAUGGUAGGAAGCAGGUGGAUGCUUCAAAUGUUAAUGUCACAAGGGUGGUCAAGUCUAGAAGUGAUUUUGUUUCCAAGAAUAAGCCAGAGUCAAAACCAUCUAGAAAAGAAACCCCCAAUAGCUUCCCUUCGAAUGUCAGAAGCCUGAUAUCUACUGGCAUGCUUGACGGUGUUCCAGUAAAAUACGUUUCUGUGUCACGUGAGGAGCUUCGGGGAAUCAUAAAGGGUUCUGGCUAUCUUUGUGGGUGUCAAUCAUGCAAUUAUUCGAAGGUAAGACAUUUACUACUGCAUAAGGACAUCAGGGAGUCAUACUCUAUAGAGAGCUUAUACUUUGUCAAUUGCUGUAAGGUGCUUAAUGCUUAUGAAAUUGAGCGACAUGCCGGUUGCAAGACAAAGCAUCCAAACAAUCAUAUAUACUUUGAGAAUGGGAAGACCAUCUAUCAAAUAGUUCAAGAACUACGGAGCACUCCUGAGAGCAUGCUGUUUGAUACAAUUCAGACUGUGUUUGGUGCACCAAUUAAUCAGAAAUCUUUUCGCAUUUGGAAAGAAUCUUACCAAGCAGCAACUCGUGAGCUUCAACGAAUUUAUGGGAAGGAGGAGUUGAAACUGUGAAAGGACUUUUCUAUGUGAGUCUCGAGGAAGUCAACUUGUAAUAUGGUGCAAUCUGGAUGCGGCCCUUGUGCAUAAAGCAUGUCAAUCUUCAGUGUUCUGUGCCUUUUGAUUAUUUGCCUCCAUUAGUUUCCCCUUUUCUUUUCAAUUUGUAGAUUCUGCAAACAUUAGCUUCUUCUGUGGACAAGUAGCUACAAUAGAAAAAGAGGCGGUGCGUCCCUGUUUUAGCUGAAUCACAUGACAACCUCCUGGUGGACUUCUUUUUGGUUGUGAAACGAUAUCAAGCUACUUGCAAGUGAAGGUAUGUAAAUUGCUCUAACAAUGAAAUCCUUUGGACAAGUCUUUGUUGUGUAACCUUUCAUUUCUGCUAAUUAAUGAUGACAUCUCAGCUCGUGUGGCAA